UCAAUACAGUGACAUAUGACCCUGUGUGGUCAUUCAGAGAGGAACUUGGGAAGAGCUUGGUUUCAGGGACAGUGACUUUAAGGAGCUCAAUCUGUAGUUCCCCUUCUGCAGCACACCUGAGCCCUGCUCAGAAUGCUGCUAAAUUGAGUCUGCAGAGUUCUGUGAUUUCUUCAUCUUCUCUCUGUGAGAAGGCUUCAGUGCAGUCUCUGACUGGCAUCAUUACUUGUCUACACUGCACUAAGCAGCUGAAGAAGAGAGGGAUUCUGUGCAUCUAUCUCUUCUCUCACUCUCAUUGUUUUCAUUGCAUCUGUAACAAUGACUUCUAUCUCUCU
Messenger RNA from Blastomyces dermatitidis ER-3, 332 nucleotides. RefSeq lists its product as uncharacterized. The record is from RefSeq and is a predicted model, not a curated record. The annotation marks the transcript as partial. NCBI's taxonomy places the organism in Eukaryota, Fungi, Ascomycota, Eurotiomycetes, Onygenales, Ajellomycetaceae. The transcript has a single exon.